CGGGCGGACGGGCGGGAAGGAUGGUGGUUCUGUGGCCGGAGCGGCGGGUGAGGACCGGGAGCCGGGCUGAGGUUUGGCCGAAGCGACGUGCGCUCCGGAGCAGCCAGCGCGGUGCCGCGGAGGCAGCGUAAGGGAGGCAGGAGCGACUGACGGACGGACGGACGGAAGGCAACCCGAGCGCCGGCCCCGGGCCGUGCCGUGGGCGAGAUGCCGGGGCCACCGGCGUUGCUGCUGCUGCUGCUGCUGCUGCUGGCCGCCGGCGGUGCCCGGGCCGUGCCACUUCCGCAAACAGGUGCAGGGGAGUCACCUGCUGCCGAAGUUUCCUCAUCUUUUGUGAUCCUAUCUGUGUGCAGUUUCAUUAUAUUAAUCGUGUUAAUUGCAAAUUGUGUAUCCUGCUGUAAAGACCCAGAAAUUGACUUUAAGGAAUUUGAAGAUAAUUUUGAUGAUGAGAUAGAUUUCACACCACCAGCAGAAGAUACUCCCUCCGUUCAGUCCCCAGCGGAAGUGUUCACACUUUCAGUACCAGAUGUGUCACUGCCAGCUCCAUCCCAGUUCCAGCCUUCUGUAGAAGGUUUGAAGUCUCAAGUUGCCCGCCACAGUCUAAACUAUAUACAGGAAAUUGGAAAUGGCUGGUUUGGAAAGGUCCUCCUUGGAGAGAUUUACACGGGCACUAGUGUAGCAAGAGUAAUAGUGAAGGAGUUAAAAGCAAGUGCAAGCCCAAAGGAACAAGAUACUUUUUUGAAAAAUGGAGAACCAUACUAUGUUCUUCAGCAUCCGAACGUUCUUCAGUGUGUUGGGCAGUGUGUAGAAGCAAUCCCCUACCUUCUGGUGUUUGAGUUCUGUGACCUGGGCGAUCUGAAAGCGUACCUGCGCCACGAGCAGGAGCACCUUCGGGGGGACUCGCAGACCAUGCUGCUGCAGCGGAUGGCGUGUGAGAUCGCCUCGGGGCUGGCGGCCAUGCACAAGCUGCACUUCCUGCACAGCGACUUAGCCCUGCGGAAUUGUUUUCUUACCUCGGAUCUAAAUGUGAAAGUGGGAGACUACGGAAUAGGAUUCAGCAGGUACAAGGAGGAUUAUAUUGAAACAGAUGAUAAAAAAGUUUUCCCUCUGCGAUGGACUGCUCCAGAGUUAGUAACCAGCUUUCAAGACAGACUACUAACUGCAGAUCAAACUAAGUACAGUAACAUUUGGUCCCUGGGUGUGACACUUUGGGAACUUUUUGAUAAUGCUGCUCAGCCGUAUUCCAACCUUUCCAACUUAGAUGUUCUUAACCGGGUCAUUCGAGAGAGAGACACAAAACUCCCCAAGCCCCAGCUGGAGCAGCCUUAUUCUGACAGAUGGUAUGAGGUGUUGCAGUUCUGUUGGUCGCCACCAGACAAGAGACCGGCGGCCGAGGACGUGCACAGGCUGCUCACCUACCUGCGCAUGCAGAGCCAGAGGGACCCGGAGGUCGACUUCGAGCAGCAGUGGAACGCUCUGAAACCAAACCCGCACACCAGGGACACGUCCAACAGCGCCGCCUUCCCCAUCCUCGACCAUUUCUCCCGGGAUCGGCUUGGUCGUGAAAUGGAGGAAGUCCUCACCGUGACGGAAACCAGCCAGGGCCUGAGCUUUGAGUAUGUCUGGGAGGCGGCUAAGCACGACCACUUCGAUGAGCGCAGCCGGGGCCCCCCCGACGAGGCCUUGUCUUACACGAGCAUCUUCUUCCCCGUUGAAGUGUUUGAGAGUUCGCUUUCCGAUCCCGGGCCCGGGAAGCAGGACAGCAGUGGCCAGGACGUCCCUGCGAGAGCCCCGGGAGUGGUCCCCGUGUUCGAUGCCCACAACCUUUCUGUUGGCAGCGACUAUUACAUCCAAUUAGAAGAAAAAAGUGGUAGCAACUUGGAGCUCGAUUACCCCCCUGCACUGCUUACCACUGACCUGGAGGAUCCAGAGAGGACGCGUGACGAGGCGCCCCAGUUUCUGACCCUCCGGGGCCUUGAGUGUGAGGAGUCCAGUACAGAUGAGGAUUUCUUCCAAAGCAGCACAGACCCCACAGAUCCCAGCACCCCUGAGGACAUGCGUGCCACCCGGGGCCCCGAGAGCCCUUUCAACAAUAUUUUUAAUGAUCUUGACAAAUCGCAGGAUCUGCCCAGUCACCAAAAAAUGUUUGACCUAAUGGAGCUGAAUGGAGUUGAAGCCGACCUUCAGCCGGCCACUUCAAGUCCGAGUCUGGACGCCCCCAGAGACGCAGCAGUGACAGGCCGCCUUGAGAAAGGAGAGCCCCGCGAGCUUUUGGACUGUGAGCCUCUUCGCUUCUCGGACAACCUUGCGCACCGAGAUGGUUUUGAUCCACUGAAUGUGCAGGAGUUGUCAGCAAACUUUUUAUUUCUUCAAGAGAAAAACUUACUGAGAGACGCGUGGUGUAGCCAAGAACAUAUAAAUGACCUUCAAACAGAACUUAGAAAUGCUGGUUUUACGGAAACCAUGUUAGAGACUCCACGGAGGAACCCGUUAGAUGCUGAGUUCAUGUUUGCUGAGAACAAACCCGGCUUUUCUUCGUUGCAGGAAAACACAAGCGCGAAGGGUCAGGACACACGGGUUGUGCUCCGGGACCACGCUUCGAGCCCCGCGCUGCCGUCCUCCCCGGAAGUGCAGGUACCUCCUACCUCACUGGAAACGGAAGGAACGCCUCACAGCGCACCGACAGGGGUGUUCCCGAAGCAGGGAGAAACCACGCCCGGGCGUCCAGAUGUCAGUCUCCAUGACGACUGUCCUGGCCAAGGAGCAAAUGUAGAUUCUGUGCCUGUCCCGGUUGGAAUUCCCGCGGCCGACGCUGGGACAGACACGGGCCCUGCGCCCCACAGGCUGGCUCAGCGACGUGGAGAGGCCUCGGGACGGACCCAGAGUGACUCCGUGCUUGUGGAUGACAGUUUUGCCAGUGAAAUGAGUACGGAGAGCAGUCUCCCGGAACUGAGACAGAACCUGCAAAAUCAGCCACCUUCCGAAGACCCUCCCAGGCACCGGCCACUGGAGCACAGCCCGGGAGCCGGGGGCGCUUCGCAGCAGCUCGGUUGUCAAGAUGCUGCAAACGAGGGGGGCCUGGUGUCCGCCCUCUCCUCGGACUCUGCCAGUCAGGACAGCCUUUUGGAAGACAGCUUGUCCACGCCCCUCCCAACUUCGGAACAGUCGGUGGAGACCCCCGAUUCUCUGGACUCCGUGGACGUCCAUGAGGCUCUGUUGGGUUCUUUAGGAGGCGGGCAGGAGACACUCUUGCCCCCUGACAAGCCUGCAGACAGCGGGUACGAGACAGAGAACUUGGAGUCGCCUGAAUGGACUCUGCACCCUGCUCCCGACGGUGCCUCGGCCUCAGACGUGGCCAUAGCAGGCGACAGCGGUCAUGGCGAGUUGCCUCCCAACCCUGUCAUCGUCAUCUCAGACGCAGCCGAUGGCCACAGAAGUACCGAAGUGACCUCCCAGACCUUUGCAGCUGGCUCUCAGAGCUCAUACCGGGAUUCCGCUUACUUCUCGGAUAAUGAUUCCGAACCUGACAAGAAGUCGGAGGGGGUCCAAGGAGCCUCGGGGUCAGCCUUGGCAUUGGUAACGGGUCAGCCUCUGCCUGAGCCAGUCAUUCCCGAGCAGAGUCCCGGCACCACGGACAGUGGCCCGGAGACCAAAACCAGCCAGCCAGACCAAAGGUGUCUCUCUGCUUUGCCGAAUCCCCGGCUCCUGGAAUCGAGAGAAACGGCCCAGCCAGCACUGACGGACAUUUCCGGCGAGCUGCACGCUCCCCAGGACGAGGCUGGCAGUCCCUCGAGCGUGUUAAACUCGGAGCUGAGCAGCGGCGACGACUUCGAGGCCCAAGAAGAGCCCCCCUGCACCAUCGCCUCCACCGGGACGAACACCAACGAGCUCCUCGCGUUGGCCAGCCCCGCCCCCCGCUCCGGCAGCCCGGCGGACCCGACGGCCGAUCGGCCCUUCCCCGGCCACGGCCACGCCGAGGGCCCCAAGCUGAAGGAGCCGGACGUCGAAGGGAAGUACCUGGGCAAGCUGGGUGUGUCGGGGAUGCUCGACCUCUCCGAGGAUGGCAUGGAUGCGGACGAGGAAGAUGAGAACAGCGACGACUCAGACGAGGACCUGCGGGCGUUCAGCCUGCACAGCCUCAGCUCCGAGUCGGAGGACGAGGUCGAGCACCCUGUCCCCGUGAUCCUCAGCAGCGACGACGGGAGGGCCCUGCGGAGCCUGCUGAAACGCCCGGCGGCGGCGGCUGCUGCUGCUGAGCAGCGUCCGGAUGGCGGGAACAGAGAAAAGAAGGCAGUGACCUUUUUUGAUGACGUCACAGUCUAUCUGUUUGACCAGGAGACCCCAACCAAAGAGCUGGGACACUGCGGGGCAGAAGCGCGUGGCCCUGAGCGGAGCAGCCCGGCGCCGUCGUCAGGCUCCCCCUGCCUGAGCAGGUGCAUCAAUUCCGAGAGUUCCACCGACGAAGAAGGUGGAGGCUUUGAAUGGGAUGACGACUUCUCCCCAGACCCUUUUAUGUCAAAGACAACGAGUAACCUUCUUAGUUCCAAGCCGUCUCUGCAGACUUCCAAGUACUUUUCUCCGCCGCCGCCGCCCCGGAGCGCGGAGCAGAGCUGGCCCCAGACGGCGCCGUACUCCCGGUUCUCCAUCUCUCCCGCCAGCAUCGCCAGCUUUUCUCUCACACAUCUCACCGACUCGGACAUUGAGCCAGGAGGAAGCAGCGAAGAUGGAGAAAAGGACUAGGUGGAUGCAUGCUGACGCAUCUCAGGUUCCAGGCUGCUUCCCCGCGGCGGCGGCCUGUGCUGCCCACCGGACAACGCCAUCCACGCGACAGCUGCUGAGGCGGGACAGGGAGAGACUCAGGAGGCGGAGCGGGAGCCAGCCCUGGGCCCCGAGCCCGGUACCCACGGCAGGAAGCCUGUCUGGGGAGCCGGGGUCCUGUCCCGCGUGGUUUGCUGCCCCGGCAGCUGCGCGCCGGCAGCCACUCUCACCACUAAAGACACUCGGGCUCUGGUCUGCCGUGGGAGGGCUGGCGCUGCUCGGGUGCGUGGGGGCUCCCGGCUGUUUCUGGUUUCCGCGCGGGGUGCUCUCUGUCCACACCCCUGCCUCCGUCUGCGCACGGGGGCCCAGAGGGCGCGUGGUGGGCCUGGCACCGUGAGCCAUACUUAUUCUUGUAAGAAAUCACUAACUGCUUCUGUAAUUGCACUGUGGGUAAAUGUCCUAAGAGUCCCUGAUAUUGUACAGAACCUUAAGUUAUUCAAGGAAAACGAGGCAGGUCAAGCUGGUGCUCCCCACUGGUUUGAUGCUUUGGUUGUUUUAUAGUGUAUUUGCCCUGCAUGGUACUUGUGAAGCUUAAAUAUUUUGAGUGUGUGCAGUCCUUAGAGUUGUUGGAGUUGUACAGAUGGUCCUCUCUCGUAAACGAUAACCGAUUCCGAACGUGAGUGCUUCGUGUCCUCACAGGAGACGUUUCUGAUGGGUCCCGAGAGGCUGCUCCUUGGUCGGUCGCUCGGCUGGAACCCCUGCUGUCCCUUCUCGGCGCGGUGGUUUCCCUGAGGCGGAGGGGCUUCUCUGAGGAGCCGAGGGCCUUGCAGCCUCUCUGUGCGAUUCCCCACCCCCGCUUUUUAAACCCUUUUGGUAAACAUCAGCAGGUGGUACACCCCACAACUGAGUGCUGGUUAGACUGUGCGGCCCCUGGCCCUUCCCCCAGAGGCACCCCCCCGAGCUGCCACGCCAUCACUGGACACCUGCCGUGGCGUCCGUGUCCUUGAGCUCCUUCCGCAGGAGGCGGGGAGGCGGAGGGAGGAGCUGCUCCCGCAGGGCUCUGGACCCAGAGGGUUUGAUUCUGUUUGUAAAGGCUCAGCCUCUGGUGUGGAGCUCUUAACCCCAGAGCGGAAUUUUCCCCUCGGACCCCUCCGAGGCUUGUCCCGUCCCGUCCAGGCGCGGCUGGUGUCUGCAGCCGAGGAGAUGCCGUACAUGCCAUCCCGCCGCUGAGGAAGGAGGGACAAGGGACAGCGGCGAGGCCUCCGCAGCCAGCACGUCCUCCUGGUCGGACGCUGGGCAGCCCUGCCUGGCCGUUCACCCAGACGCCGCCCCGGGGCGCCCUGCACUGACCCUCCCGUCUGCAUUCAGCCCACGCCCUCCCCUUCCUGGAAAAGGACGAGUGUGUGCAGUGCGACCUCAUGCUGGCGGCCUCUGUGCAGCUCUGAGUCCUGCUCCGCCGCGGGGAGUGCCCAGGGGCUAGAGCGGCGCUGCGCUGGGGGGCUCGGCGGGUCCCACAGGCGCCCUCCCCGGGUGCUCUCGUGCCGAUGUGCUUUCCCGGCUCCAGCCGAGCCCGAGGCCGGCUCCAGGCCCCGGGGCACGGGGCGUCAGUCAGGAGCUCUGGCCGAGGGCAGGUGCAGAUGUGGGCUCUGGCUAGUUUCCGUAGGAAAUGUUGAUCCUUACUCCCAGUUCUGGUUCACUCCGCUGACUUUCUAUACUAGCAAUAACGUUCAGAGCAGAGACUUCCGCUGGAGAAGAGCCCUUUACCCCCCACUUGCUGUGAGCAUGGAUCACCACGGGGGCGGGGGGGCGGCCAGGGGCGCUACUGGGAACCGGACCCUGUGGUGUGCACUUUGAAAAGUUAACAGGGCAUUAGAAGGUGAUUUUGCCAAAGUUGCCAAACUCUGAGUUUCUUACUUAUGGAGACUUCCUGAGCUUUCUGAAUUUUUACAUCUAACUACCAGCUUGGUUGAGUGAGAAAUAAGACCAUUAUACUAGUUUUUUCAAAGUAUAGGUUUAAGGGGUUCAGACUUAAUGACUAAAACCAAGCCAAUCCAUAGAAUAUAUAGUCUUAUACAGUCAGCCCAGGCUAAAUCUGAUAUUUUUGGGUUGACCAUUUUUCACUAUGAUUAAGGAGAUUUUAACAACAUAAUUCCCAUUUUAAUUUAUUUUAAGUCUGUGUCGCUCUCAUAAUUAAUUGCCAAAAAGGCAUUUUAUACAUUGAGUUGGGGGGAGGGGUUGGAAUAGAUCUUACUGUGGGGUUGCAUGGUGGGAAUAUUUUAUAUUUAUAAUGAACACGUGUGUGAACAUGUUCUUCUGAAAUCUCAAGCAAUACGCAGGAAAUAAAUCAUGUACACUAAACUUUAAACUUUUCAGCCCACUUCUGAAAUGUCAGCGUGUGCUUUGUUGCAUUUUUUUUUUUUUUAACUCGGUUGUAUACCAGUAGUGGGUUUUCAGGCAGCACUUGCUCUAGUACGUUAUGCAGUGAACAAAUCAGUGAUUCUCUAGGGAAGGCGGGUGAGGUGUGAAACACUGGCUCACAGCCUUUCCUGGCCUCCCUUGGAAUUGAUCAGGUUUCAAUUCAAUUAGUCCUCCUUUGGUGGAGUUUAAUCCCGUGGUACAAACAACCUAACCUUCGUUUCCUUCCUAGCUAGAUGUUCCGUGGGUUAUCAGUGACUGUUGUAAGUCAGAAAGAAUGUAGGAAAAGUGCUCCCGAGUCCUUCUGAGACAUGGACUGUGGUCUGGGAGGCAGCCAUUCAUCUUAAGGGUGAAGCAGCUCAGCAGCGCUGCAUUGGAAAUCAUUCUAUUUUUAAAUGUACGGGCGGUGGUUUCUAUAGAGAUGGGUUCAUCUAAGACAAGUCUUUGUCUGUCUUGCUGCCAUGAAACACCUUUAAAAGCCUCUUAGUAUUAUGUUCAUAGGGUGUGUGUAGGGUUAAUGACUUAACUUGCCGCAUGUUUGCCCUGAGGGCCCAGGUGUGGGAUGCUGCUCCUGGCUUAACUUGACUCAGCUGGUCAUCUGAAAAUUCCAGAAGCGGACCGGGUCAGGGGCUGCAAGACAGGAGCCUUCUGAGAAGUAGCCUUAGAGGAAGAAUGCUGUAGUUCUUCAGACCUGAAUCUCAAACACAAUCUUCCUAGGUUGUGACGGGGUUGGCUCAAGUUUUGACUAUUAAAAAGAAAGUCCUCUCUAAUGUACAAAUAAAUCCUUAAAGAUGUGUUGUCAGUAUUGAACCACCAGCAGCCGUUGUUUGAAUGGCUGACCGUGUCUGUGGCCUCAGUGGGCCUGCGCCUCCACUGUCCAGUUCCGUCCGCAGAGGAGGACCCGAGGGGCAGGCACACCUGUGCGGCUUCCCUGUGGUACUGCAACACAGUCGUCAGAGUAUCUUCACGGCAGUGUAACAGUGAAGGAACUUUCAGUUUAAAUUGUGUACAUUUUUAAAUUGUAAGAUUUCUACUGUAUAUUGAUGCAUAGUGUGAUUCAAUAAAUUGCUUGUAAUUUAAAAACUAUUUAAUAUUCAAAAUAAAUAUAGUUAUAUAUUUAUAAA
This is a messenger RNA of Eptesicus fuscus (big brown bat), 8297 nucleotides long. RefSeq names its product lemur tyrosine kinase 2 (gene LMTK2). The record is from RefSeq and is a predicted model, not a curated record. Bases 208 to 4740 code for a protein of 1510 amino acids. Gene Ontology annotation, biological process: protein phosphorylation. Gene Ontology annotation, molecular function: protein kinase activity; ATP binding. The transcript has 14 exons. Lineage: Eukaryota; Metazoa; Chordata; Mammalia; Chiroptera; Vespertilionidae.